GUCUUUACUAACCGCGUUAAAGUACUGACAUCCUCAAGAAUGUAAUACUAAUAGCACAGGGACUCAACUGUUUCCCUGAAUUUUCAGCUGAAAUGUGCAAUUUGAAAUCCACACAAAACUUGCAGUUGCCUUUUGUGUGUCAUGAAAUUUUAACUGUCCUACAUUUUUUUUUCUUACAAUAGCUCUUCAAAUCUUCGAUUUAAAAAAAAUGGCCUCCAAUAAAACUACAUUGCAAAAAAUGGGAAAGAAACAGAAUGGAAAGAGUAAAAAAGUUGAAGAGGCAGAGCCUGAAGAAUUUGUGGUAGAGAAGGUGCUGGACCGGCGUGUAGUGAACGGGAAGGUGGAGUACUUCCUCAAGUGGAAGGGGUUCACCGAUGCUGAUAAUACUUGGGAACCAGAAGAAAAUUUAGAUUGUCCAGAAUUAAUUGAAGCAUUUCUUAAUUCUCAAAAAGCUGGUAAAGAAAAAGAUGGUACAAAAAGGAAAUCUUUAUCUGACAGUGAAUCUGAUGAUAGCAAAUCAAAGAAGAAAAGAGACGCUGCCGACAAACCAAGGGGCUUUGCCAGAGGUCUUGAUCCUGAACGAAUAAUUGGUGCCACAGACAGCAGUGGAGAAUUAAUGUUUCUCAUGAAAUGGAAGGACUCGGAUGAGGCUGACUUGGUGCUGGCAAAGGAGGCGAAUAUGAAGUGUCCUCAGAUUGUCAUCGCCUUCUAUGAGGAGAGGCUGACUUGGCAUUCUUGUCCCGAAGAUGAAGCACAAUAAUCGUUUGCAUUUUUAUAUAUAUUUAUAUAUAUAUAAAAUCUGGAUCUUGGGUUUUGAAUUACUAGUGUGAAAAACAUAGCGUUCUAAUGAAAAAGGAGUUUGCUAUGCUGGUUUUGAAAGUAUUGACAGUGGUUGGGAUAUUUUUGGGUUUUGUUUUGCAUCACAAGGCACUGAUUCCAUUGAGCAGAUAAGAGCUUUCUGUAGUUGCUUCCUUUAACAGUAGAGUGUUGGAUACCGUGUUGUAUCUCCGUGGCUUUGAGAAACAGCUUCUCUUAAAUGCUGGGGAGAAAUUACAGUCAUUACUCAAUCAGAACUUAUUUUUAACUGGGACACAGAAGGACCAUUCGGGGGUUUUUCGUUUGUAUGCGUGUGUGUGCAUAAAACACAUAACUGUUUUUGG
Acomys russatus (golden spiny mouse) is the source of this 1160-nucleotide messenger RNA. RefSeq names its product chromobox 3 (gene Cbx3). Gene Ontology annotation, biological process: chromatin organization; negative regulation of transcription by RNA polymerase II. The transcript has 5 exons. Gene Ontology annotation, molecular function: chromatin binding. The record is from RefSeq and is a predicted model, not a curated record. Lineage: Eukaryota; Metazoa; Chordata; Mammalia; Rodentia; Muridae. Bases 209 to 760 code for a protein of 183 amino acids. Gene Ontology annotation, cellular component: pericentric heterochromatin; nucleus.